Myxocyprinus asiaticus (Chinese sucker) is the source of this 3012-nucleotide messenger RNA. RefSeq names its product fat storage-inducing transmembrane protein 1-like. The transcript is spliced from 2 exons. Lineage: Eukaryota; Metazoa; Chordata; Actinopteri; Cypriniformes; Catostomidae. Gene Ontology annotation, biological process: lipid droplet organization; lipid storage; phospholipid biosynthetic process. Gene Ontology annotation, cellular component: endoplasmic reticulum membrane. Bases 1327 to 2292 code for a protein of 321 amino acids. The record is from RefSeq and is a predicted model, not a curated record.
CUCAGUCGACAUCAUUUGUGGCAUAAUGUUGAUUACCACAAAAAUUUAUUUCGAUUCAUCCCUCCUUUUCAUUAAAAAAAAGCACAAAUCUGGAUUGUAGUGAGGCACUUUCAGUGAAAGAAAAUGGGGCCAAUAUUUUGGAGGGUUUAAAGGCAGAAUAUGAAGGUUAUAAUUUUAUAAAAGCACUAACAUUAAUUCUGUUAAAUCUAUGUAUUAUCUGAGCUGUAAAGUUGUUUAAAUCAUCAUUUUUACAGUCAUUUUAGGGUUUGUUGACAUAUCGUCAUAUCAAUGAAGUUGUAGAAUUGGCUAUAACUUAACACAGAAAAGGUUAAUAAGUGAUUUUAUCACUCUAAAAUUAUGUUAACACAGAUAUUGUUUAUGUCUUGUGGCUAUACUUUUGAAACAGUGAGUAUUUUAACAUAUACAAAUUGGCCCCCAUUCACUUCCAUUGAAAGUGCUUUUUUUUUUUAAGAAAAGGAGGAGCAAGUCAAAAUACAUUUUUGUGGUAAUCAACAUUAUGCCACAAAUGCUGUCGAUUGAGCUUAACUUGUAUUGAACCCAGAACAUUCCUUUAAGGUGAAUUGAACAUUUCAAUUGACACUGUUUUUUUUUUUUUUUUUUUUUUCCAAGCAAUUCAUGACUAGAUCAAAGUUUAUAUACAUUUUGUUUAUUACAUGGACUGUUCUAAAAUUAGUCUGUGAAGAUAAAAGCGUGAAAAAAAAAACACUAAAAGAGAAAAGCAUGUUUAUUACAGUAACUGUGUAGGUCAAAAUGGGGUGAAAGUACAUGUUUUCAUUGAUCAUGGUAUCCAUCUCCCCUGGAAUCUACACCCCUGCAUGACUAAAAGAGCCAAUCUCUCAUAACCUGAAAACAACAAUGCAUUCACUAAAUCGUGGAAAUCCAUGGUCUCUAAAUGUGUGUUUUUACUUUUUUUUUCUUUCCCAGGUCAGUUUUCGGAGUUAAUUUCAAGAGCCAAGAUUUAUUUAAAAGAAAACCUGGUUGUAAUACAGACGCAUAAUUUAUAUGCAUCUUAAGAGACCAUUUUAAAAUUAAACCAUUUUAACCACAAAGGGAAUGCUGCUGCUCUGCUUUAUAUCAGACACACGGGCAUGGGGUAGAGCAAGCUGAUAAGAAGGGAAUGUGUGGAGCUGUUAGGGGCCAAAAUGUUGUCAGGGACCCUAGGUGAGAGGGUAAAUGAUGAAAAGUGUGACAAUCCAGCAGGUCGUACUCAGCUGUAAAAACAACAGUGCCAAUAACAGACCACUAGAGCAGAGCAAUCAAAUUGGUCUUUUUCUAAAUUUAUGCUGUUAAGUCUAUUUGUUGGAAAUGCAUUGGAAGUACUGCCCAGAGCAAAAACAGAUGGAUCUUUGUGGGCUGAUGGAGAUACUACGGAGGAUUCAAAACUCUAGCAUCAAACUUCUACUCUCAGCUCUGGUGGUGGUUACUGAUCUCACAGCUGGAGUACUUGGUCAUUUGUUAUUCAGACAGCAUUUUCAUUUCCUUCUUUCUGUGAUAGUGUUGUUUGGACCUGUUCUGAGUCUUUGGGUCUCCAAGUACAGCAUAUUUGGCAACAAGAACCACUACCUGUACAGGGUAUUCCUGCAUUCAUGCUGGGGCUGGACCUGUGUAUUUUGUGGCUCCUUCGUCUUUCUUCUGUCAUACUGCACCAGUAACUCCCUAAUUCAAUCUAUUCGUCAUCUCUCUCGGCUUGCUGUGGCUGGCAUUCUCUGGUCUCUGUUACGCCGUGUACUCUCCUUUCUGGUGGAUGCCUCAGGAAGCUGCUUUGAGACACUCCAUACCACCACAGAAGUCCAUGGGAACCCCAUGAAGCUCCUAGAGUCAGAAACAGACAUUAGAGGCCCUUUGUUGCUACUGAGGCAGGAAAAGGGCAAAGCAGCCUGCCUCAAAGCAGGGCUACAGUGGCAGGGAUGUGAGGUAUCUGAUGAUAUCUUGAUUCUGUGCUUAUGUUGUUUGAUUCUUGCAGAGGAAAUUGGUGUUUUUGAACCAUGCUUGGCUCUAGGGAAGCCUCUAGGGUCGCCACUAAGGAUACUCUUCCUGUUGUGUGUGUUGUUGUUAAAUCUCUGGAUUUUCCUGAUUCUCUGCUUGCUGGCACACUUUCCACAGUUCCCCUCCCAGCUGGUUGGGGGAGCUCUAGGGUAUCUGGGGUGGAAGGGACUUUCUAUGGGCUGGUACACUUUGAAGCCAGACUGGUUCUGCCAGUGUCUUGGAAGACCAGGAGCUUUGUAUGUGUACACCACAUGUAAUACUCCAUCAAAUGGGCACAUUGCAUAAAAAAUAAUCUUCAUUUCAGAUACUUUUGAGAGACGGUGUACAGUGGGCCUAAAAAGUAUUUAGACACUUAAAAGGAAUAGUUAAGCAAAAAAUUAAAAUUCAGUCAUAUUUCACUCCGUCUUAAAUUGUUCCAAAACUAUAUUACUCUCUUCAGUGGAACACUAAAGGAGAUCUAGGCAGAAUGUUAACCCCAGUCACCAUUCACUUUCAUUGAAUAUUUUUUUCCAUACAAUUAAAGUGGUGUUUUUGGGGCUGUCAGUCACUAACAUUCUGCCUAACAUCUUCGGUGUUCCACGCAAGAGAAUCAUAUGCAUUUGGAACAACAUGGGAGUCUUUAUGAUGUCAUAACAAGGCCUCUAUGAUGUCUUAAUGCAGUCUUUAUGAUGUCAUAACAGGGUCUUUUCAUGUCAUAAUUGGGCCUCUAGGAUGUCACAAUGGGGUUUUCAUGAUGUCAUAAUUAUGCCUGUAUUAUGUCAUAAUGGGGUCUUUAAAAUGUCAUAAUUACGCUUCUAUGAUGGGGUACGUAAUGAUGACAGAAAUUUCAUUUUUUGUUUAACUAUCUUUUUAAGUGAUCCUAGCAGUUACAACAGGUAAAGUUCAUCACAAUUACUAUGAAAAGUGUUUUGCUGUAUUUCUUUACACUAAUGGGUCUUGGUUUCAUAUUUUGCUUUAUAUUUAUAAAGAUAUUCAUACAUUUUAAGUGUGGCUUAAUUUUAGCUC